Messenger RNA from Mucor mucedo, 852 nucleotides. RefSeq lists its product as uncharacterized. Lineage: Eukaryota; Fungi; Mucoromycota; Mucoromycetes; Mucorales; Mucoraceae. The transcript is spliced from 2 exons. The record is from RefSeq and is a predicted model, not a curated record. Bases 298 to 744 code for a protein of 148 amino acids.
CAGAGGUACAAAGGAAACGUAUGUUAAAUGGGUUCUACAAGGACAAGGGAUAACGGAGAUACAUUAUUUGCAACAGAGACGUUAGACAGGACACAAUACUGACGUUUGACAGUGACAUGUGUGACAGGAGACAGAGAACAGGGAACAGGUGGAACAAGAUCAAUGGGCUGGUUGGGUUUCAAUAAUGGUCUGAGACAUUUCUCAUGAUUAUAUGCAACUGAAACAUAGGCGGUUCAUGACAAUGUCUCUAUGACAAAGUAUUGACGGUUGUAUUAUAGUAUUUAUAUUACAAAAAAGAUGUUUUUAGUACUAAAGGCCGCGGGUAUUAUGUCCAAACUUUUGCCACUCGACAAAUCACUACAAACACUUUUUCUGAAAUCACCCUCCUUCUUAAAAACUUUCUUUCUAGUUUCCCCAUUUUUCCAUCUUGUAAAGAUACAAGUUAUAGAAAACAAAGAAUUGUCAAGGGAUCAUUGGAAGUACCUAUCAAGCGCACUGGAAGGGACUUUAUGUUUGUGCUUACCGUUCCUGUACGUAAUAUCUAUUGAGUUUAAAAAAUCAUUAUUUAUAAACCUGAAAUUGUUUUUCUUUCUUAACUAUUGUCCUUUUUUUCUGUUUUUUUUUUUGACAAAUGACCUUGAAAUAUUAUGUAACUCUGUUCGAUGUAGUUUACGAAUAGUAAAUGUUGUGUCUGCGUUCAUGGUAGAUGAUGUUAAAACACUAGUAAUAGUUCCUAAUGGAUAAAGUGAAUAUAGGUUAUUAAUAUCGAUGUUAAUAAUAAAGUAGCUAUGAAAGUGAGCUCCAGACUGGAAGUCAACUUAAGAAACAUUAUAAUAUAAAGUUUUUAGGAUA